UUAUCGAUCGCUGUCUGGUCACACUGCGCCAACCGGCCUUUUCCCGCCUCCUCUUCCUUAUCGUCAUUCAUUUUCCAUUCGUUCUCCAUUCGCCAAUUGGAUCUUGUCGCUAAACUUUCCACUAAACUAUACUACAAAGAUGUCUGCUACCGAGGGCAAGGUAAUCACAUGCAAGGCCGCCGUCGCUUGGGAGGCAAAGAAGCCGCUGGUCAUCGAGGAUAUCGAGGUGGCGCCGCCCAAGGCUCAUGAGGUGCGCAUCAAGAUCACGGCCACGGGCGUCUGCCACACGGACGCCUUCACCCUGAGCGGUGCCGAUCCGGAGGGCCUGUUCCCAGUGGUGCUGGGCCACGAGGGCGCCGGAAUCGUGGAGAGUGUCGGCGAGGGCGUGACCAACUUCAAGGCUGGCGACCAUGUCAUCGCUCUCUACAUCCCGCAGUGCAACGAGUGCAAGUUCUGCAAGAGCGGCAAGACGAAUCUCUGCCAGAAGAUCCGACUUACCCAGGGCGCUGGAGUCAUGCCCGAGGGCACCUCCCGUCUAAGCUGCAAGGGACAGCAGUUGUUCCACUUCAUGGGCACCUCCACCUUCGCAGAGUACACCGUGGUGGCCGACAUUUCGCUGACAAAGAUCAACGAAAAGGCGCCGCUAGAGAAGGUCUGCCUGCUAGGCUGCGGCAUUUCCACAGGCUAUGGUGCCGCCCUCAACACUGCCAAGGUGGAACCCGGUAGCACUUGCGCUGUUUGGGGCUUAGGAGCAGUGGGCUUGGCCGUGGGCUUGGGCUGCAAGAAGGCUGGCGCCGGCAAGAUAUACGGCAUUGACAUCAAUCCCGACAAGUUUGAGCUGGCCAAGAAGUUUGGAUUCACCGACUUUGUCAACCCCAAGGAUGUGGCCGACAAGGGUUCGAUCCAGAACUACCUGAUCGAUCUGACCGAUGGUGGAUUCGAUUACACCUUUGAAUGCAUUGGCAAUGUGAACACCAUGCGCUCAGCCUUGGAGGCCACGCACAAGGGCUGGGGCACCUCAGUGGUGAUUGGAGUGGCCGGCGCUGGCCAGGAGAUCUCCACGCGACCCUUCCAGCUGGUCGUAGGUCGCGUGUGGAAGGGUUCCGCCUUCGGAGGCUGGCGCUCCGUUUCGGAUGUUCCCAAAUUGGUGGAGGACUACCUGAAGAAGGACCUGCUGGUGGACGAGUUCAUCACCCACGAGCUGCCGCUGUCGCAGAUCAACGAGGCAUUCGACCUGAUGCACAAGGGCGAGAGCAUCCGAUCCAUUAUCAAGUACUAAGAAUGAGAUAACAAUUCUUUGCUUUUCACUUUUUAUACAAGUUGGCAAUUGCAUGCGAUUGCUUAUAAUAAUAAACACCCAGUGUAUA
Molecule: messenger RNA, 1367 nt
Organism: Drosophila simulans
Lineage: Eukaryota; Metazoa; Arthropoda; Insecta; Diptera; Drosophilidae
Gene: Fdh
Product: alcohol dehydrogenase class-3
Exons: 4
Coding region: 140-1279 (379 amino acids)
Biological process (GO): formaldehyde catabolic process
Cellular component (GO): cytosol
Molecular function (GO): S-(hydroxymethyl)glutathione dehydrogenase [NAD(P)+] activity; zinc ion binding
Source: RefSeq, a predicted model, not a curated record